ACCCCCUAUCACACAGGAGUAGAAAGAGAAUGUUGAGAGCAGAAGGAGGACAGUGGCACAAGGGCUGAUUUUUUUUUUCCAUUUUCUUUUUCUUUUUCUUUUUUUGUUAAGCCAGGAAAGCAGUGCGCAGUCCUGGGGAGAUCAGCAACCGUGAAAUGCCUCGAAGGGAGCCUGCCAGCUACUCCUGCAGAAUCCUGAAGGUACUGAACUUCAGCUGAGGAUGGCAGGAGACUCUCGUGUCCUCAUGGACCAUAACGUGGAGAUAGGAGCAAAUCCUGCACAGGUGAAGAAGCUUCCCAAACACUUGAGGGAUGCCCAGAUCUCGACAGAGCGAACACAUCUGAUUUCUGACCCGCUAAAGAAGCCACGCCAGCGAUAUGUGCAAAAGGAUGGCAAGUGCAACGUUCAUCAUGGAAAUGUGCAAGAGACGUACCGUUACCUCAGUGACCUGUUCACCACUCUGGUGGACCUACGCUGGCGACUCAGCCUGCUCAUUUUUACUUUGGUAUAUGUAGUGAAUUGGCUCUUCUUUGGUUUCCUGUGGUGGCUGAUUGCUCUGAUCCGUGGAGAUCUGGUGCAUGCCGACGAGGAGGGUUGGACCCCCUGUGUUGAGAAUCUCAACAGUUUUGUAUCAGCCUUCCUGUUCUCCAUUGAAACGGAGACCACCAUUGGUUAUGGUUAUCGUGUAAUCACAGAAAAAUGCCCUGAAGGUAUCAUACUGCUUUUGGUACAAGCCAUCUUGGGUUCAAUUGUCAACGCUAUGAUGGUGGGCUGCAUGUUUGUCAAGAUCUCACAGCCAAAGAACCGUGCAGAGACACUCAUGUUCUCACACAAUGCUGUCAUAUCGGUGCGAGAUAACAAGAUGUGCCUGAUGUUUCGGGUGGGGGACCUGAGGAACUCUCACAUCGUAGAAGCUUCAAUCCGAGCAAAGCUCAUACGCUCACAGCAGACCAAGGAGGGGGAAUUCAUUCCACUCAACCAGACUGACAUCAACAUUGGCUUUGACACUGGAGAUGACCGCCUGUUCCUGGUGUCACCGCUUAUAAUCUCCCAUGAGAUCAAUGAGAAGAGCCCAUUCUGGGACAUGUCAUUAGUGCAAAUGGAGAAGGAGGAAUUUGAAAUCGUGGUCAUCCUUGAGGGCAUGGUCGAGGCCACAGGUAUGACAUGUCAGGCACGAAGUUCCUACCUGGACACAGAGGUCCUUUGGGGCUACCGUUUCACCCCUGUUCUCUCGCUGGAGAAUGGCUUCUAUGAGGUGGACUACAACAACUUCCACGAAGUGUACGAGACCAACACUCCCACCUGCAGCGCCAAGGAGCUAUCUGCUAAACCUCAGGAGGCGCCACUGUUGCCUCAGCUUUCCCUAAUCAGCCCAGAGCACAAAAAGCACACUUUUAACCCUUUCAACCGCCUGUCCCAACAGGAACCACUGAGUCAGGAGCGGGACGAGGAGCAGAGAGACAUGGCGAGUGACAGGGGAGAGACCAAUGGCUCAGCUGCUCCUUUGGAAGAGCCACCCUUUGCUGAUGGACGUCCUGAUUGAUUGGAUACAUCAGUUACACACCCAGGAGAGAGCGGACAAGAAAACCAGAUAAUGCAAUUCUCCAUUUAGUCAAUGGCAAGCUUGAGCCAUUGCUGAGCUUGGAGAUCUAAAACGUCCAUGCAAUAUUUCUCCGUUAGUGCGUAGGUUGGUUUUGUAGACAUGUAAGUACACUGGCACAUUACGUACAGCAUAUGUUCAGGAUAUAUACACUUAAAGGUUGGUGGUUCUGAUUGCCUUUUGAUAACUGUCAUGACCAUUUUUACUGGUACGACAGCUUAAUGAACAUAACGAGAACUGGCGCUGAAACUGACAGCCAUGACAAAGUACGAGAGGGGCUAUUAUGGAUACUCCAAUAUCCUCAUGUUAGAGUUUGUCAAUUCAACCUUAUCUGGGCAGAGUAUUAAACUCAUAACUUGGCUAAUAUGUGUGACAGCAGCUUCCAUUUGCAGCUAUUGAAAUCUUGUUUGUUUGUUUUUUUUUUAUGUGGAAGAUAAUUAUUUAUUUUAUUGGACAGGAAAUGUGCGAGGCUUAUAAUUGGUAAGACAUGCAAGGAAAAAAUGGGCCAUCUGUACUGGCAGCCACUAUUCAGUCUGUUUUCUUUGUAAUGGUCAUCAUGGUUGUAUUGUCAGAAAUAAUCUUAUGUCGAAUUGUCUCAACAAUAGACUCAGAGCCUUGACCCGAAAUUAAA
Molecule: messenger RNA, 2231 nt
Organism: Thalassophryne amazonica
Lineage: Eukaryota; Metazoa; Chordata; Actinopteri; Batrachoidiformes; Batrachoididae
Gene: kcnj5
Product: potassium inwardly rectifying channel subfamily J member 5
Exons: 4
Coding region: 221-1543 (440 amino acids)
Biological process (GO): regulation of monoatomic ion transmembrane transport; potassium ion import across plasma membrane
Cellular component (GO): plasma membrane
Molecular function (GO): inward rectifier potassium channel activity
Source: RefSeq, a predicted model, not a curated record